UGGUCACACUAAUAUUUUAUAUUUUGCCAAUUGCAACAAAAUAAAAUGGGAGAAGUUAAACCCGCUAAAGUGGAAAACUAUAGCACGGGGAACGAUGCAAACACACUGUUUGCGGAUGGGGAACGGGUUCUGUGCUUCCACGGACCGCUCAUCUACGAGGCUAAGGUUCUAAAAACAAAGCCCGAUGCGACGCCGGUUGAGUACUACAUCCUAGCCGGCUGGAGCAAAAACUGGGACGAGUGGGUGCCCGAGAGCCGAGUCCUAAAGUACAACGAUGACAACGUCAAGCGCCGACAGGAACUGGCGCGCCAGUGUGGCGAGCGCUCCAAGAAGGACAACAAGAAAGGCAGCGCCAAGGCCAAGAAGAUGGAGCAGAUGCGCAACGAAUCUCGUGCCUCGACGCCCUCUAAGGACAGUAACACCUCGCAAUCGACCGCCAGCAGCAUACCGACGACCAGUGCGGGUCUGGGCAACAAAUCGGAUGCCGGAAGCACGAGCAGCACCACGACCAACAGCACCAGCACCACCACGACCAGCCGUGCCAACCGCAAGUCCACACAGUCGGCGGCGGCCACGGCACGACCAGGCACUCCAAGUGAGAAAAAGGAGGAUACCACAGCUGCUGAGACCACAGAGGACGAAGCUGUCACGCCGGUGGCUCCGAAGAAGAAACGGAUGAGCGAGCAGCGGCCUUCACUAACAGGAAGCGAUGUGGCAGACAAGACAACUGCGCCUCCCACCACCCCAUCUACACCCACAACAGAGCCCGCACCUUGUGUGGAAAGCGAGGAGGCCUACGCCGCCAAGCUGGAGGUCAAGAUCAAGAUACCUGACGAACUGAAACACUACCUCACCGACGACUGGUAUGCUGUAGUUCGGGAACACAAGCUGCUAGAGCUGCCGGCCAAAAUAACCGUGCAGCAGAUCUCCGAGCAGUAUUUGGCGCACAAGAAGUCCGUCAAGUCGACCAGCGCCAGCAAGGAGGUGGCCAUUAACGAUGUACUCGAUGGCAUUGUGGAGUACUUCAACGUAAUGCUCGGCUCCCAGUUGCUGUACAAAUUUGAACGCACUCAGUAUGCGGAUGUAAUGCAGAAACAUCCGGACACACCGCUGUCUGAACUGUACGGAUCCUUUCACCUGCUGCGCCUGUUCGUGCGGCUGGGCUCCAUGCUCAGCUACUCGGCGUUGGACCAGCAGUCCAUGCAGAAUCUGCUCGUGCACCUGCAGGAUUUCCUCAAGUUCCUGGUGAAGAACAGCGCAAUGUUCUUCAGCAUGAGCAACUUCAUCAACGUGGACCCCGAAUACGUGCGAAAUGCACAGUAAGCAAUCAUCUCUCCUUGACUUGAAGUAAAUAUUUCAUCCAAACAGUUUGCAAUAAUUCGUUAGUUGCUUCUAACAACUGGUUUGUAAAUUAAAACACAAGUAAAAUGAUUUGUAAUAAGCUAAUGGUAAUAAUGCUAAUAAAACGUCAGCACCUUGUAAAAAUUA
Molecule: messenger RNA, 1488 nt
Organism: Drosophila suzukii
Lineage: Eukaryota; Metazoa; Arthropoda; Insecta; Diptera; Drosophilidae
Gene: MRG15
Product: MORF-related gene 15
Biological process (GO): chromatin organization; regulation of DNA-templated transcription
Cellular component (GO): nucleus; NuA4 histone acetyltransferase complex
Source: RefSeq, a predicted model, not a curated record